Molecule: messenger RNA, 2013 nt
Organism: Cannabis sativa
Lineage: Eukaryota; Viridiplantae; Streptophyta; Magnoliopsida; Rosales; Cannabaceae
Product: beta-1,3-galactosyltransferase 7-like
Exons: 11
Coding region: 271-1470 (399 amino acids)
Cellular component (GO): Golgi membrane
Molecular function (GO): beta-1,3-galactosyltransferase activity
Source: RefSeq, a predicted model, not a curated record
UAUUGUCUAGACCAAUACAUUUAAUUAAAAGUCUCUCAUAUAUAAAACAUAAUAAUUUCUUAACACUCCUUUUAUAAUUUAUUUUUAAACAAUUAUUAAAUACAAAAGUGAAGAAAAAUGUAAAUGAAACCACAAAUCAUAUGUCGAUUUCAAUGCAUUCUCUUUCCAUUUUUUAUUUAUUAUAAAUAAUAAUUUAAAUUUAAAUUUAAAUUCAAAUUCAGUUAAAGGACUUUUUAGUUUAUUUUAGUGCUUCUUUCUUUCUUCUCUCAAAUGAAGGGUCGGAGCUCCGGGAGGAUCUCCGCCAAAUGGAUUCCAUUGGUUUUUAUGUCUUCCUUCUUCAUAGGCGUUCUCAUCACUAUUAGUUCUUCUAGAAUGUGGACGCCACCUGAGUCCAACAAUCAACUCAUCUCGACUCAUCGCCAUGAGCAAGAGCUUCAAGUCAUCGCCGAGGAUUGUGCAACCAAGAAGAAGCCUGUACAAGAAAAAGAUGUGAUGAAUGAAAUUUACAAGACCCAUAAAUCAAUUCAAUCUCUAGACAAGCAAAUGGCAAUGAUUCAGAUGGAAUUGGCUGCCACUCGGAGUAAUAUGGAGAUGGGUUUGUCUGAGGGUUCUAAUACCAAACCUACAUUGUCUCAUGAAGAAACUCCGAGGAAGAAAAUGUUUAUAGUAAUUGGAAUCAAUACUGCUUUUAGCAGUAGGAAGCGUCGUGAUUCAGUUAGAGAGACAUGGAUGCCUCAAGGGGAAAAACUUCUGCAAUUAGAGCACGAAAAGGGUAUUGUUAUUCGCUUCACAAUUGGCCACAGUGCAACAUCCAAUAGCAUUUUAGACAGAGCCAUUGAUUCAGAAGAUGCUCAACAUAAAGAUUUUCUUAGACUGGAACAUGUUGAAGGAUAUCAUGAAUUAUCUGCCAAGACAAAAAUUUACUUCUCUACUGCAGUUGCAAAAUGGGACGCUGAUUUCUAUGUUAAGGUCGAUGAUGAUGUUCACAUCAAUUUAGGUAUGCUAGCUACUACUCUAGCCCGACACCGGUCAAAGCCAAGAGUCUACAUUGGUUGUAUGAAGUCUGGACCUGUUCUUUCUCAAAAAAGUGUAAAAUACCAUGAACCAGAAUACUGGAAAUUUGGAGAAGAAGGGAACAAAUACUUUCGACAUGCUACCGGGCAGAUCUAUGCAAUCUCCAAAGAUCUAGCUACAUAUAUUUCCAUCAACCAACCUAUAUUGCAUAAGUACGCCAAUGAAGAUGUAUCGCUUGGUGCAUGGUUCAUUGGUCUUGAAGCUGAGCACAUCGAUGACCGUAAUAUGUGUUGUGGUACUCCACCAGAUUGUGAGUGGAAGGCACAGGCAGGCAAUGUCUGUGUUGCAUCAUUUGAUUGGAGCUGUAGUGGGAUCUGCAAAUCCGUGGAGAAAAUUAAAUAUGUUCAUGAUAAGUGUGGUGAAGGGGAUGGAGCUGUCUGGAGUUCCUUGUUUUGAAAUCCAUUUAUAUUCCAUGUCUAUAUUAGCCAAACAUGCCUAAGCAUGUUUCAUUGUAGACAUAGAAGACAGUUUUAAAAGUUCAAGUUGAGAAGGCAUUUACAGAGUGAUACACGUUGAAAAAAUACGCGCUCUUUCAAUGUUUUGUUGAAAAGAGUAGUUGGAGUCAUGUGAUUGUAGAUGUUCGGGUUACAAUCUGCGAAGAAGCUGCGAUCUGAAUAUGUCUGCAAUGGGGAAGGUGUGAUCUUGGCGAAGAUUUUGCUGUUUAACAUUACUUCCAACAGUAUAGGAUGUGUCGAGAUACGAGGGAGGUAUUUAUUUUGCUCACUUUAUUUUUGUACUAGCUUCUUCCUUGUAUUUUAUGCAUAAAAAAUUAGAAUGUAAUUAUAUGGGGUGUUGCAUUCCAGAUAUUGUUGUUUGCUUAAGGUGGGAUAAUUGUGUAUAGUGAAGGGAGAGAGCAUUUUUUUCAAUUGAAAAUACAAUCAACACAUAAUGACUUAUCUUGUACGUUAGAUUAAUUCAUAAUGUUGUUUCUUUAUCAUA